CACCACACCUAUUAAAUGAGCUCAUUCCCUUCACAAUUGUCUUAACAAGCAUGGCUACGUUAACCCCACCCCUCUUGCUCUCAUGCUUCAUGCUACACCUUGCUUCAACCUUGGUCAUUGCCCUUUCAACAGAGAAGCACCACAUCACUCCCCAACCUAAGCAUAUUCCCAAGAGUCCUAGAAAACCAUUCCUGAAUGUGAUAGACUCUUGCUGGCGGGCCAAACCCAAUUGGGCCUCAAAUCGCCAAGCCUUGGCUGAUUGUGCUAUAGGCUUUGGCAAAGAUGCCACAGGAGGCAAAUAUGGUGCAAUAUACCAUGUCACAGAUCCCUCUGAUGACCCUUUAAACCCAAAACCUGGCACACUUCGUUAUGGUGCAAUCCAAACUGACCCACUUUGGAUCAUUUUCGACAAAGACAUGGUUAUUAGGCUCGAGAAUGAUCUCAUCGUGAAUAGCUACAAGACCAUUGAUGGGAGAGGAGCAAAUGUGGAAAUAUCAAAUGGGCCUUGCAUUACAAUGCAAGGUGUUAGUCAUGUUAUUAUACAUGGCAUUAGCAUCCAUGAUUGUAAACCAGCCAAGGAUGGCCCUGUGAGGAGUACUCCUAACCAUGUUUUCCAUCGUCAAGGCUCUGAUGGAGAUGCCAUUAGCAUAUUCUCUUCCUCAAAUAUUUGGAUUGAUCAUUGUUUCUUGGCUCGUGCCACCGAUGGCCUAAUUGAUGUUAUUCAUUCCUCAACUGCCAUUACCAUCUCUAACAAUUACUUUACUCAGCAUGACAAAGUUAUGUUGCUAGGACAUAAUGACGAAUACACAGCAGAUAAAAUAAUGAAAGUAACAAUAGCAUUCAACCAGUUUGCUAGUGGCCUAACUGAAAGGAUGCCAAGGGUAAGAUUUGGUUAUGCCCAUGUGGUCAACAACAAAUAUGAUCAGUGGAAAAUGUAUGCUAUAGGUGGCAGUGCCAACCCAACCAUUUUGAGUGAAGGGAAUUUUUAUGUAGCACCAAAUGAUCUAAACGCAAAACAGAUUACCAAGAGGGAAGUGAAGGAAAACUGGAAGAGUUGGAAAUGGAGGUCUUCCAAGGACUUAUUCCUAAAUGGUGCUUAUUUUGUACCAUCUGGCUUUGGUAGCUGUGCCCCAAAUUAUUCAUCUACUCAAUCUUUUACUGCUGCUCCAGCCUACAUGGUGCCUGCAUUAACUCACAAUGCCGGUCCCAUAAAUUGUGUUUUUGGGAUACCCUGUUAG
This is a messenger RNA of Cajanus cajan (pigeon pea), 1238 nucleotides long. RefSeq names its product putative pectate lyase 2. Gene Ontology annotation, molecular function: pectate lyase activity. NCBI's taxonomy places the organism in Eukaryota, Viridiplantae, Streptophyta, Magnoliopsida, Fabales, Fabaceae. The record is from RefSeq and is a predicted model, not a curated record.